Molecule: messenger RNA, 3780 nt
Organism: Pedinophyceae sp. YPF-701
Lineage: Eukaryota; Viridiplantae; Chlorophyta; Pedinophyceae
Source: the annotation of a GenBank genome assembly
AUGGCUUCAGAUGGUGUGUCGUACCGCACCCUCACCAUUCGAGAUACAGAGGUCUUUUUUCCGUACGAGCCAUACCAGUGCCAGCUCCGGUACAUGGAUCGCGUCCUGGAGGCGCUCGACACGGGGUCCAACGCCCUGCUCGAGUCCCCGACAGGGACGGGUAAGACUCUGUGUCUGCUAUGUGCGACCUUAGGGUGGCGUCGGAAGCUCGAGAAGGAGCUGGCGGAGCACGGCGGGGCCGGGCGCGUCGACCUGCACGCCCGUCCGCGCCACAGAGACGGCGCGGGCCCCGCGGCGUUCGGCUUCGCCCCCGCGGAGCACAAGACGGGCUUUUCGGCGCCGCCGGAAGACGAGAAGCCUCGAUUGGAGCAGAAACUCAUGCAGAAGCUCGCUGCGGGGCGCUUCCGCGCGGUCCUCGGGCAGGACGGCGCGCUCGCGCCCUCGGGCUUCGUGUCCACCGAGCAGGCCGUGCCGCAGAUCGUGUAUUCCAGUCGCACACACACGCAGCUGGCGCAAGUGGUGCGGGAGAUUAAGAAGACACCGUACGGCGCCAAGGCGGUGGUGGUGGGGUCGCGGAACCAGAUGUGCUUGCACGACGAGGUGCGGCACCUGCCCGGGGGCGCCGCGAACGCGAAAUGCCGUCAGGUGUGUCGUCAGGGGAGGUGCAAGUACAGGGGUCGGACUGACCCGUGGAUGGGGGAGGACUCGAACAGAGAGCGGCUGCUGGAGACGCCGCACGACAUCGAGGACCUGCUCGCGAUCGGACGGGACGAGGUCGCAGGUCCCUGCCCGUACUUCGUCUCCCGCGGCCUCGUCGCGCAGGCGGAGAUCGUCCUGAUGCCGUACAACUACAUAUUUGACGAGCAGGCUAAGCGGGGCCUGGAUGUCAACUGGCAGGGCGCGGUCGUCGUCAUCGACGAAGGCCACAACGUCGAGUCCGUCUGCGCCGACUCCGCGUCCGUCCAGAUCUCCCUCCGCGACCUCCGGGACUGCAUCGGCGAGGUCGAGGGCCUCAUAACCAACGGGAUGCUGCUGGCGGCGGGCGGCGCUGGUGCCAACGUGGAGAACCUGGAGGCCCUGCAGAACGUGCUGACGGUCCUGAUCAAGACGCUCGAGGAGGAGAUGGCGGACGCGAAGCCGCCGCCCGGGUUCGGCGGCGCGAAGGCGCCCGGGGGGGGUCAGGUGGUGGGCGAGAGAAUCUUUGAGGGGGGGUGGGUGUUUCGGUGGCUCGAGGGGGCGCAGCUGAACCGGCGGACGUGGAACGUGAUGGAUCAGAUGAUCGAGGAGACGCUGGAGAAGCUGCUGGAGCGGAACGAGGCGGGCGGCGCGGGCGACGGCGGCGGCGGCGGCGCGCUGGGGGGCGGGGCGCCGCGCGUGGCGUCGUACAAGCUGACGCAGCUGCGGGAGUUCUUCGCGACGGUGUUCUCGACGCUGGCGCUCGUGGAGGGCGCGGGCGACGCGUUUCGGUGCCACGUGGCCAAGGUUGCUCCGCGGCAGAGCGAACGAAGGGAGGCUCGGCCGGACAUCAAGCUGUCGUACUGGUGCUUCGCGCCGGGGGUGGCGAUGGGGCGGCUCGAGGCGCUGGGGGUGCGGAACGUGCUGCUGACGUCGGGCACGCUGUCCCCUUUGGACUCGUUCGCGUCCGAGUUGGAAAUUCCCUUUCCGGUGCGGCUCGAGAACCAGCACGUGAUCCAGCCGCGGCAGCUCUUCGCGGCGGUGCUGCGCAAGGGCCCCGCGGGCUGCGAACUGAACUCGAGCUACAAGAACCGCGACAACAACAGCUACAAACGGGACCUGGGCAACCUGCUGGGCAACGGGGCCCGCACGGUUCCCGACGGCAUGCUCGUCUUCUUCCCGUCGUACUCGGUAAUGGAGGCGGCCGUGAGUUUCUGGAAACACGACUUCGUCGGCGGCGAGGCGCUCUGGGACCGCAUUGCCCGACACAAACGCCUCGUCGUCGAACCACGCGACUCCGCGCUCUUCCCGGAAGCCGCGCAGCAAUUCCGCGACGCAAUCGACGACCCCGCGUCCGGCGGCGCCGCGCUGCUCGCCGUGUGCCGCGGCAAGGCCAGCGAGGGCCUCGACUUCUCCGACCGCGCCGGCCGGGCCGUGAUCGUCACGGGCAUCCCGUUCGCGGCCGCGUUCGACGCGCGCGUGCGCAUAAAAAAACAAAUCCUCAACGAAUCGUCCGCGCGCCGGCGCGCGGACCGCAAGGGCGCCGCGGCGGCGCUCACCGGCGACGGCUGGUACCAACAGCAGGCGGCGCGGGCCGUCAACCAAGCCCUGGGACGCGUCAUCCGGCACAUCCACGACUACGGCGCGAUCCUGCUGUGCGACGAGCGCUUCGCGCCGCAGCACAUGCAGCGCCAGCUCUCGAAGUGGAUGCAGCCGCACGUGGCGGUCCACGACACGUUUGGGCGCGCGGCGGGAGCCCUGACUCGAUUUUUCAACGAAAUGGCCCUCAACCCUCCGGCCGGCGGCGUACCGUCGCGGCCGCUGGCGGCGCCGACGCUGCCUGCCCCCGGCGCGCCACCGAAGGCCGGGCAGGCGCCGUCGGCGCUGUUCGGAGUGGGCGGCAGCGUGGGCGCAGGGGGGGGGGUGUUCCCGCGGGCCGGUUUCGCGGCGGCGGCGCCGCGGCCGGGCGGGGCCGGGCGGGGCGUCGCGAUGAGUGUCGCAGGGAUGGCGAGGGCGUGCGUGGCGGGUGCGCCGGGGGCGGCGCAGGGGAGGACUAUUGCGCAAGCGGGAGGGGGCUUUUCGUUGACGCAUGCUGCGUCGGUGGCGGCGUCGAGCGCCGCGGCGCGCGGGCAGGUGGUGCCCCGACCGGCUGGCGCGCCGAUCUCGGAUAUCGACAGUCUGCUCAUGAACAGUCAGGCUCGCUCGACUGCGAGGCCGCCGUCCAUCCUCCAUGUGCCGCCAGCGCACCCGAAGCCGCUCUCGGCCCGCGGCACGGCCACCGGACGGCAAGCACUCGCGCUGUCGGCUCUCGCCGGCCCGUCCCGCGCCGCCACCGACGCCGGAGCGCACAGCACAGCCGCGAAACCUGCGCACGCGGCACCCGCGCCAAACCUCCCCGCGGCUGCGCCGACCGGGGCGGCUCCGCCGUCCGCGGAGGUGUGCGCGCGGUUCGGGUACGGGGCGAAGGCGCUGGGGAAGAAGGAGGCGGCGGAGGCGUUCCACCGGCGCUCGAAACAGGUUUUGGCGCCCGCGGCGAGACAGGAGUUGCUGGAUGCUCUUCAGGCGUUCGCAAAGGGGUGCAAGGGGGCGGCGGACGAGUCGGAGGCGUACUCGCAGGCGCUGGGGGCCCUCCUGGAGCGCGUCGUCCCGACGCUCAGAGGAGACCUGGAUUUAGUACUGCAAUUCGCAUCGUUCAUCAAGCACGCCCACCGGCCGCGGUACCACCGCCGCGUGAUGCCGCUCCUCGACGACGCGACGCGCGCGCAGCUCUCCCGCGUCCUGCUGCACGAGGAGGCCAAGCGCGCCGAACGCAAGCGGGCGCGGCAGCUCCAGGAGCCCUCUGCACCCGGCACCGAGCCGCUGACGUCAGGCCCGCCCGAGUCAGGGGACGCGGACGCCGAGAAGCGGCGGCGCGUGGAGGUCGUGCACGGAACGACGUGCGCGCACUGCAGCGGCGCGAUUCGGGCGCCGCACCGCGCGCCGUGCGGGCACAGGGCGUGCUACGCGUGCUGGAGUCAGGUCCUGGGCGAGGGGGGGAGUAAAGCGUGCCCGGUGUGCCGGCAGCGCGUGACGCGCGGGCAGCUCACGCGGGAGUGGAUGGCAUGA